AUUGCACUUCGGUUAUAGUGUAUGGAAUAAGCAGCUCUCGUUGUCGCGUUGUGCAUUUGCUCUCCUCACCAUGAGUUGCUUGAGAACAUCAGCGAUUCGAGAUGAUCUGCUCGAAACGCUGCGGACACAAGGCGACCGAACCGAAAAGAUCCUGGAGGGAGAUCGAGGGAGUGAAGAGGAGAUGCAGACUCGUUUGAGUGAUCUCAAAGCGGCCAUCAACGAAGCCAAGGUGGAUUGGUAUAUCGUCCCCAGUGAAGAUGAGCAUCAGUCUGAAUACACUGGCGUGACUGAGAAACGCCGAGAAUGGAUAACCAACUUCAACGGUUCAGCAGGUACAGCCAUUGUCCCUGCGUCCACGGGGUCCUCCUCCUCGGAAGAGGAUCUCGCCAUUCUAUUCGUCGAUUCACGAUACUGGGUCAUUGCGGAGAAUCAGAUCCCCAAGUCCAAUUGGCGAGUUGAAAGAGUCGGCGCCAAUGGAGGAUCUGGACGUGGUGGUGUGGUUUCUGGAUGGACAGGGUGGAUCUCGGAUCACGCUUCGGACGGGUUGAGAAUAGGUGUGGAUCCAAAACUGGUUCCUCUACCCGUUGUCCGGCAACUUCAGGACAGUCUGUCAGGAUCCUCUACUCAACUCGUCCCCCUUGACGAGAACCUCGUGGACAAAGUUCGUCAUCCGUCUCCUAGACCAGACGGACCCAUUACUCCCCAUCCGCUCAAAUACGCCGGAGAAACAUCUUCGUCAAAGCUUGAACGAAUGCGAGCGACACUGGCAAGCUCAUCGAGGGGACAUGAUUGGAUCUAUAUCUUACCUGCUCUCCCUUCCAUCGCUUGGUUACUCAACUGUCGAUGCCUGAGCGACAUACCCGAUUGCCCGGUCCCAUACGCUUACCUCGCAUUGACAUCUGAAGCAUGUGUAUUGUUCGCAGAUGAAGUCAAGAUCAAGGAAGAGAUGAGAGCGGCUCUGGAAGAAUCCGACGUCGCUGUCAAGCCGUAUGGAGUGGACCAAGUUGGAAAAUACGUCAAGGAGUUUAAGCAAAAAGCCAGGUUGGCAGAUGAAAAGGCAGAGAUCGAGAUAUGGGGAAGUGCAGAGACGAGCUGGGGCCUGUCCAAGGCAUGUGGGGAUGAUAUUCGUCUCAUCCAGUGUCCGGUCGAGCUCGCCAAGGCCAUCAAGAAUCCGACUGAGCAGGAAGGUUUCGCUGCGGCCUACUUGCGAGACGGACGAGCGAUGGUCCGAUGGUUCUCCUGGCUAGAGACAAAGCUCAUGAAGGAGGGUCGAGAGCUCGGAGAAUGGUCUGCUGGUCAGGCUCUCAUACGAUUCAGAGCGCAGGAGGACUUGUAUGUAUAUGCCAAUUCGGGCAUAUCGGCAUCUGGACCGAAUGCAGCUCUGCCGCACUACGUCCCGGAGCGGGGCUCUGACAGCAAGAUUGACCGCGAAGCGCCUUUCCUCGUCGACUCUGGAUGCCAGUACGAGGACGGGACGAUCGAUACCACACGAACGGUGUACUUUGGCAAAUCUCCCUCUGACGAGAUCAAGCGAGCCUUCACCCGGGUCCUUCAAUGUCAUAUGCACGUCCUCCAGGCUGUUUUCCCACGUGGAACAAGCUCGGCAGCAUUGAGCAUGUUGGGAAGGAACCCGAUGUAUCAGGAAGGCAUGGACUUCGGGCAUGGCUUAGGUCAUGGCGUCGGGUCCUUUCUCGGUGUGCACGAAUACCCAUACCUUGGUCGAGACCCCAUCGAAGCCGGCCACGUUGUCACUGUCGAACCGGGAUGGUACCUCGAAGGGAAAUACGGUAUUCGAACAGAGUCUCUAGUGGUCAGUGUGCCCACUGAUACUGCAUUUGAAUUCGGAGGCCAUCGAUGGUUGGCAUGGCGACGAAUCACUCAAGUGCCUAUCCAGACAAAAUUGAUCGAUUGGUCUCUCUUGACGAAAGAUGAGAUACGAUGGAUCAAUGAGCAUAAUUUUUCCGUGGAGGCUGCUCUGCUGCCUAUGUUACAGGAAGAUGCGGAUAAGGAUGCAAGGGAGUGGCUCAAGAGGGAAUGUAAGCCAAAAAGGAUCUGGCCAUGGACGGGAGCAUAAAGGCUGCCAAGGCUUGUUUGCCGAAAGGUCAUCAUCCUCUCGAUGGCUAGGAGAACGUUCUGGUCAACUCGGCCAUACCAUACAAAUACUACUCCUGUCCUUUGUUUAUCAUCUUGCAUGCAGGUGUCGUGAGACCUCC
Molecule: messenger RNA, 2213 nt
Organism: Kockovaella imperatae
Lineage: Eukaryota; Fungi; Basidiomycota; Tremellomycetes; Tremellales; Cuniculitremaceae
Product: peptidase M24, structural domain-containing protein
Exons: 9
Coding region: 71-2074 (667 amino acids)
Source: RefSeq, a predicted model, not a curated record